GUGUGUUGUAGUUGAAGAGUGUUCAGUGGUGAACGCAUUCCUUCUUAGUUCCGUGUUAUGUCUGCUGUUAGCAAUGCAGUUUUUAUCGAAUCUGCAGCCAAGUAGCUCACAUUUCUGAAAAAAACUGAGUAAAUAAGGGUGUGCAUAGGUAUCUGGAACUGACGCUAGCAUGUGUGAAAGCUUUAACAUACUGUGCGCACUCUGUCGCGUCGGACUGUACGCACUGUACCGGCGUCUUUGUUGUAAGGGUCCAAACCCAACGCGACCUAACUUCAGUAUUCUGUGCAUUGGACUGGAGGGAUGUGGAAAAAGCUCAAUUUUAGCUGUGCUUAGUGGUGAUGACUUGCAUAAAAUUGAACCAACUGUGGGCUUCAGCAUCAAGGCAUUGCUUUUUGAAGACUGCAUCUUAGAAGUCAAAGAAUUGGGAGGUGGGGAUAAAGUGCGGCCCUAUUGGGACCGCUACUUCCAAGUCUUUCAAGGAAUCAUUUUUGUGGUGAACAGUGGGGCUAGUGAAGAGGACCUAACCCUAGCCAAGUCUGAACUCUACAAAGCCCUGAAACAUACACAGCUACGAGGGCUCCCAUUGCUUGUCUUGGGAAAUUUCUCUGAUGUGGCAGGGUCACGUUCUGCUGAAGAUCUCAUAAAACUGCUGGAGUUAGAGAAGGACGUUGGCGAUGCCAGGCAAUGGUACCUGCAUUCCUGCAACAUUCACGACAAGGACAGGCUGCAGGAAAUAUUCCAGAAUUUCAACAAAAUUCUCACAGAAAACCUUGAGAGAGAAAUAGAGAAGAGAAAAAGUAAUUCUCCCACCCACAGUCAGCGUCUUUAGCAGAGACAUGAUUUGUUUAAAACACAUUUUUGUGAUAAGAGUAGGAUGAAGAGAAAGGAUUGGGUGCUGUGUUCUGACCGAGAUUUUAUGGGCUUCAAAGGAAACUUUAGCCUGUUGUUUUUUCUUUAUAUGAGAUGCAUGCCUUACCUUUAAAAUGACAAAUCUUACAUACAAAAAGUACUCGAGUAUCUUAUGACUUUUCCUUAGAUCUGUUGAAAAGAUACUUUAAAGAUCUGUUGACCUUGUUGUGUUAUCUCUCAUGAGUAAGAAAUUCAUGGGUAAUUUGCAUUCAGAGACUCAUUACUUAGAAAAAUAUCCAGAUAUUUGCUCAAGUUCUGCUUUUCAUUUAUCCUUUAAAAAUCAUCUAAGUAGCCAUCAGCAUGAGGUCAAACCAUUAUGGGAGGAUGGGGAGAAUAAUUUUAAAUCAGUGUAAUUUUUUUUAAGUUUUUUUUAACUUAUGGUAUAGACUGUAAAGGUAAAAUGACAGAUCAACAUGUUGGCUCCAGUUGUUGACAAUAUCCAACAUUUGACCAUAGCAUACAAUCAGGGGUCAGUAUUUCAAAGUGAAACCCCACAAGUUCAGCAUUUUAAUAGCUGAAGAUUCAGUUUUAUUCUUUUUGGAUCCUGUAUUCUCUUACAAACAGCAGCACAUAUGUGUCGAUCUGUUUAAACACUUGGCUUGAACUAGAGUGCACGUUUGAUUUCUUUUGCAUUUUCUUCAAACAUCCCAUCUAGCUUGAUACUGUAUCUUCUCAGGAAUAUCUAUAUGUAUAUAUAUCAGUAAACUUAUUUCCAAUAUUCUCUACCUUUUUCUACUUUAAAUUUAUGUCUUGAUGUUGUAAAUAAACCUUAUGCAGAUCUUCCUAUUUUAUCAUCAAACCAUGUCCAGAAUAUGUUAGAGCUGAUUGCCCAAAUUGCAUCAAGUUAUUGAUUUGGCUGUAUUAAGGAAUUUGCAGCCGUCACAAAAAAGUGGUUAAAAAGCUGCAAACUAUGAGCAUAUUCUUGUCUUUUUUCUCCAUUAAAUUACUUUACCAAUGAUAACAUUUGCUAUAGAUUAGAGUUUUCUGUUGUUAAAGAAUAUAUUCUUAUCCCAGAUGGGUCAUUUUUUAAUUAUGUGUGCAACCUUUUUUUUAUUUAAGUUUGUGGUGGUGUCAUGAUAGGCCUGACUGUAUAUCACCAUAGAAUUGCUUAGACACCAAAGUCUGUCCAUAAGUUAAAUUGUUUGGUGCAUGGCACGAACUUUUUAGAACAAGUCAGUUGUACUUAAAAAUGUGCAUAGAAAUUUUGUACAAAGUAAUUUGCUUUCAAUUAAUUGCUUCGUUAAGUAUUCAAUCUUCUGCAAUGGUAAGACACUAACUGUAGCUGAGGAAGCAGAUUUGGAUUUUCUGUUUUUAUGUGUGUAUUUUUUUCUUUCUUUUGAUGCCCAGUUUAUUUUAAGAUUUCACUCGUUGAACACUUACACUAAUUUUCUGUUUAGAUCAAAGUCAACUAUAUGCCAGCCAAAGAUCCCAAUCUUGGUUUCUAAGUUCUUUUUAAUGGACUGACGUACUGGCAGCAAUAUCCCCCAUCACUAUUAGGCAUUCACUGAUGCACGAUUGGAGGAGACUUUUAAAAUUUCCACAUAAUACACAAAGAUCAUGGAAUGAAAAAGUAUAGUAUAGUCUUUUUUUUUUUUAAAAAGCUGAGAUUCUCCAACAGUUCUUAAACAGCAUUCAAGCUGUUGGACAAAUUUCUAUACAUUUUACUUGUGAUCAAAACCCAUACACUACUCCCUAUCUGAACAUGGAUAAAACAUUUUCUCAUAAACUGUAUACAACAAAUUGGCUUCUCUUAUUACAUGGUCUUUGUGCAUCGUGUGGAAAUUUAAAAAAAAUCUCCAAUUGUAAUGUUAGACUGUAAUUGUUACAGAGCAAAAACAGAAGUGUGCAUGCGUGGGAAAAAAACAACACUCCUUCCUUUUUUUAAUAUUGAACAUUGGAAGACAAUUAUGCACAAAACCAUCAGCAUGGCAGCUAUAAUAUUGGAAUUGUUUUUAUAUUGCUGUGCUGUACAUUUUUGUCAUUUUUAUUUUCAGACUCCACUUCUGAUAACUACAUUUUGAUUUUUUUUUUUUCAUAGGGCGGGAUGAUGUCAUUUAUAGACAGUCUGUUCUAUGCUUUUUGAUAGAGCCACCUCCAUGACUCAUUUCCUCUGGCUCGAUAAUGUAUGUUUGAUGUUUAAAACAGUGUGAUAAAAUUUUACAUGUUGCUAUUAACUUGUUUUAUAACAAAAACUGGUUGAGACUGAUGAAAACAGGGUUGGCUGUGAAACUUUACAGUUACUCCUGCAGUGAAGGGUAGUUUAACAAGCUUUUUGUGACAAAACUGUGCCUAUUAGGUCUCAAUGACCAAGUAGCAAAGAAUUUUUGCUUGUCGUGGCUUAACAUUUUUUUCCAGCUGACAUUUACAUUUGUGGCCUCGGUUACAAAAAUUUAAGCCUGCAGAUAUUUUUGCAGUGAUCUGCUUGAGCCCUUCCUUCUACAGGAAGUAAAACAAUUGGCUGCAUUUUCACCCCCAAAAUAAAUCACUAAUAAUUUGCUGUGUUUGCUUUAGCAAUGUGAUCCAACAAUUUAAGUUUCAGUUUUGUUUGUUUUUGUUUUUGUUUUUUUUUUGCCUUAUUGAGAAUCAAGUGUACAUAAUCCAUGUGGCUGAGCUGUAGAGUUCAUGAUGUAAUCAUUUGUGGCUGGGCCAUCUUGUUGAGCAUUUACCUGUUCAGUAAUCUGCUAACCCCCUUCUCCAACCUCCACCUGUUUGCUCUUAUGUAUGGAAAAUGCUUCCAUAGAAAAUUUUUGCCUCAUUUUGCAAUUAUUACCAUGACUAAGCUUCAUAUUGUGUAUUUUUUCUGGGACAGUUACAGUGCACAGUGAUGUUUUUUUAAUUGUUCUAUUGCUGUUUAAUAGCUGUGUUCUUUACUUUAUUUACAGAUGUAAAUAACUCAUUUUCUCUGCAUCAUUGACCCAUUCAUGUUUGUGCCAGAGAAGAUGCCACAGAACAGUGUUAGGAACACAUAUUUGCCAGCAGAAUAGCACAGUUUGGUUCCAUUUCCUUAUUUAUCUUCAUCAUAAAGCAAAGAAAACUUGUUGAUGUCUGUGUCAGAAUGGUAGAAUUUUGCUCCAGAAUAUUAUGAAGUGUUUGCCUUCAGUCUGCUUGUAUAUUGGGUGGAGGGUGAGGGAGGGUGAAAAACUUGAUGUAUGAGACAGUAAAUGAAUAUAAAUGAGUGAGAGAGAGAAAGAAAGCAAAAGUUCCUGACUGUUUUUGCAGUAAUUAUGGUUUACAAAGAUACAUUUCCCUGGUGGAAGGAGUAUGGUGGACUUUGCCAGUCAUAUAAAUAUAUACAUCAUAUAUUUUUACAGAUGCCAACUUUGUCACUCAUGCCAACGGUGUCUUUUUUUUUUUUUUAAGUGACGGUCAAUAUUGUGAUAAUUUUGAUGCUAGUGUGCUAUGGUAGCAUGCUAACACUUUCUGAAAUUCAUAAACACAUUGCUAGUUUUUUUAUUUUUAGAUGUUUGCUCUCCUACACCCACCAUAAAUAUUCAACGUGUUUUUGAUGGUUUGUUAGUGUUAAAAUGACCAGGUUAUUUUAGAUUUCGUGCAUGCUUUAAAAAAAAAAA
This is a messenger RNA of Pomacea canaliculata, 4478 nucleotides long. Its product is annotated as ADP-ribosylation factor-like protein 15. The record is from RefSeq and is a predicted model, not a curated record. The transcript has 5 exons. Gene Ontology annotation, molecular function: GTPase activity; GTP binding. The coding region runs from base 170 to 829 and encodes 219 amino acids. Lineage: Eukaryota; Metazoa; Mollusca; Gastropoda; Architaenioglossa; Ampullariidae.